This is a messenger RNA of Brugia pahangi, 1254 nucleotides long. The record is from the annotation of a GenBank genome assembly. Lineage: Eukaryota; Metazoa; Nematoda; Chromadorea; Rhabditida; Onchocercidae.
AUGGAACCUUCAGUAUCACCAUCAACUGGCACUGGGCUGCCUGGUCUUGGUCUAUCGAUGACACCUUUCUCUAUACCUGAAUCUUCAGUGUCGAUGAAGUCAACUGUAUCUGCAAAUGAAACAGGAAUUGAGGAAAGAAUUCAAGAAGAGGAAGAAGAAAUGAAAAGACUGGGAGAAAAGGGAGAAACGACAUAUAUGGAAGCUUCAGUAUCACCAUCAGCUGGCACUGGGCUGCCUGGUCUUGGUCUAUCGAUGACACCCUUCUCUAUACCUGAAUCUUCAGUGUCGAUGAAGUCAACUGUAUCUGCAAAUGAAACAGGCAUUGAAGGAAGAAUUCAAGAAGAGGAAGAAGAACAGGAAUACAAAAAAUUGGGCGAAAAAGGAGAAACGACAUAUAUGGAAGCUUCAGUAUCACCAUCAGCUGGCACUGGGCUGCCUGGUCUUGGUCUAUCGAUGACACCCUUCUCUAUACCUGAAUCUUCAGUGUCGAUGAAGUCAACUGUAUCUGCAAAUGAAACAGGCAUUGAAGGAAGAAUUCAAGAAGAGGAAGAAGAACAGGAAUACAAAAAAUUGGGCGAAAAAGGAGAAACGACAUAUAUGGAAGCUUCAGUAUCACCAUCAGCUGGCACUGGGCUGCCUGGUCUUGGUCUAUCGAUGACACCCUUCUCUAUACCUGAAUCUUCAGUGUCGAUGAAGUCAACUGUAUCUGCAAAUGAAACAGGAAUUGAGGAAAGAAUUCAAGAAGAGGAAGAAGAAAUGAAAAGACUGGGAGAAAAGGGAGAAACGACAUAUAUGGAAGCUUCAGUAUCACCAUCAGCUGGCACUGGGCUGCCUGGUCUUGGUCUAUCGAUGACACCUUUCUCUAUACCUGAAUCUUCAGUGUCGAUGAAGUCAACUGUAUCUGCAAAUGAAACAGGCAUUGAAGGAAGAAUUCAAGAAGAGGAAGAAGAGGAGGAAUACAAAAAAUUGGGCGAAAAGGGAGAAACGACAUAUAUGGAAGCUUCAGUAUCACCAUCAGCUGGCACUGGGCUGCCUGGUCUUGGUCUAUCGAUGACACCCUUCUCUAUACCUGAAUCUUCAGUGUCGAUGAAGUCAACUGUAUCUGCAAAUGAAACAGGAAUUGAAGGAAGGAUUCAAGAAGAGGAAGAAGAGGAGGAAUACAAAAAAUUGGGGAAAAGGAGAAACGACGAUAUAUGGAAGCUUCAGUAUCACCAUCAGCUGGCACUGGGCUGCCUGGUCUUGGUCUAUCGAUGA